Molecule: messenger RNA, 3744 nt
Organism: Gossypium raimondii (Peruvian cotton)
Lineage: Eukaryota; Viridiplantae; Streptophyta; Magnoliopsida; Malvales; Malvaceae
Exons: 12
Coding region: 222-3305 (1027 amino acids)
Source: RefSeq, a predicted model, not a curated record
GGGCAUGGGUUCAACCCUCCAAAAAGUAAAAACCAAAAUAAUAAAUAAAAAGGAAAAAAAAAACCCUUUUUAUUCAUCCCAUAAAUCUGAUUUUAUUUCCUUCAAUCAAUUCAUAAGAAAAAAAAUUAUUAAAAUUUCCACCAAAAAUCCCAAACCCUUCCAUUAAAAUCAUCAGAAACGAAAAAUCAUAAUCAUACACGCUCUUCAGUUCAAAACGCAAAAUGGAUGCGUAUCAGCAGCAGCAGCACCGCUACAUGCGACCGCCGCCGCCGCCACCUCCGCAAGCAUCUCCGACUGAUCCUCACCUCCAACAACAACAUUAUUACCAGUACCAACCACCGCAACCUCCUCCGAGAGCAGCUGCACCGCCACCACCGGGUUCAUGGUACUCUAACCAAUUCCAAUUCCAGUAUCAGCAGCACCACAAUCAAUCUCAUUCUGCGCCGCCACACCACCACUCUCCUUCCCCACAGCAACCACCGUCUCAGUGGGGUCCGCCUCCUCACCCUGAUCAUUCUGCUUAUCCUCCGCCUCCUCCUCUUCCUUUUCCCCCGCACCACCAUAACGGAAGUAACCAUUUCGCUCCGCCGCCACCUCCUCCUCCUCCUAGACCUUACAUGCCUCCUUCGCAGAUUCCCAAUACUUUCUCUCAUGUCAAUCAGGAAUGGAGCAAUCCAAAUUGGUCUCAUCAUCAAGCCCACAACAACGUGGAAGAUUGGGGAGCCAAAGCUAGAGAAUGGGCAAACACUAGGGCUGCCAUGCAGGACCAGCCGGUUCAAUCACAAAUUACUCCAGCUGGCCGGCCGGAGGAUCAAAACCAUUUUCAUGAUCCAUAUUCACAAGCUGUUGAUCCUCAUUAUAUGGAUGCUCAACAGGCACUGCCAAUUUCUAGCUAUCAGCAGUUCCCUGUUCCAGCAGCAUCUCCUCAUGGACCACCAACAACUUAUCCGACUGAGACUUUGUCUAACAACUCCAGAUCAUCUUCAUAUAUUCCUGAUGGUUGUCUACCCUACAAUGUGAGAGAUCGAACUUCAGCAAGGGAUCCGAACAGUGGAUUUCUUCACCAAGAAAGUUUACCUGCCAGUUCAUCUGUUCAUCUGCAGGAGGUACCUUCUAGUUAUUCUCCAGUUUCAGGGAAGGAAAAAUCUGCAGAUCAAAAGGAGCAGUCAUAUAAGCCAUUUCCCUUGCCCAUUUCAUCAGCUCAAGAGUCGGCAUAUCAUAUGCAACCUCCAUUGCCUGAUACUGGGAGAUCAGUGCUCAGUGAGCAAUCUUUGUUGUAUGGCAAUCAGACAGCAGCUCCUGCAGCUGAUCUUAGUGAUCGCCCUUUAGAUUUUGCACCUAGGUUUAAUAAUGAUCAUGACCCACAGAUGCUGUCCAACUAUGCUGCUCAUCAUGAAUCACUUGGAACUGUGAGAGGCGUUGAUCCCGUUGCUAUUUCAUCUUCAAUUAAUUCCUGGACUCCUCCAGUAGCACCUGAUGCAGUUUAUCCUCCAGUUCUUCCACCUGGAGCACAGCAUGACCCGUUGUCAGCGCCUUCCCCUGUUUCUGGACACCCAGCACCUUCAUUUCCAAGGUUUCCUGGGCCAAGUUUUCAGCCACACAUUCCAUCUGCAACUGCUCCUUUUGGUCUUGGUGUGGGAGCUCAACUUCAUCCUGCUGCAGCCUUUCCUGGUGAUACGUAUGGAGCCAUUCCUGAACGACCCAAAAAGGGUCCUGUGCCUAAUUGGCUUAAGGAAGAAAUAUUAAGGAACAAAGCCACUAUAGCCAAGUCUUCUCUAGAACAGCCUAAAGAAGAAACAGAAUCCAUUGAGGAUGAAGCUGUUGAUAAAUCCUUGGCUAAAAAUGAUCAAGCAGAUAGCAAAAGCAUUGAUUCUUCUAAAUCAACUGAAGAAGAGGAUGAUGAUGAGGAUUAUGUUGAAGCAGCCAGAACUGCAGCUAUUAACCAGGAAAUAAAACGUGUUCUAACUGAAGUCCUUUUAAAGGUCACAGAUGAAUUGUUUAGUGAAAUUGCGACCAAAGUUGUUAAUGAAGAUGACUCAACAAUUGAAGUUGACCACAACACUGCUGCUUCAAGUCACAAGGUAUCACCAUCUACUUCACUUGCCCCAACUCCUAAGGCUUCUGCAAGGGUACUAGUUCCAGGUAGAGCAAAAGAACCAGACACUGGUGGUGUUACAGAAAAAUCUAGUUCAAGCUCCCCUGGCAAUGUUCUGGGCCUUGCAAAUUAUGCCUCUGACGAUGAAGAUGAUGAAAUUCAAAGUGCCAAGAUACCAGAUUCAAGGAGUAAUGAUGCUGUUCUGCAGUCCAGCAUUAGGAAGCUUUCACGGGACAUUGAUGUAACAGAGAAUGGCAGUUCACAGGUCAUACUUGAUGAGCACAGGGGAGUUGAAAAGAAUUUUGGAAGUGAUUUGAAGUCUGAAAGCAGAAGAGACACUACUGAUGACAGUGCAGAUAGGAACUAUGAAAAUUCAUUUUCUUCCAAGUUGAUUUCUGGAAAUGAAAAUAAUAUUAUUAGUCGAAAGCUGCAGGAUGGAAAUAAUGGUUCUAAGAUGGAUGAUAUUUUAGGCGAACGGGUUAUAAAAAAAUCUGAUUCUGAGCUGCCUGAUGAAGGUGGUGUUAAAAAAUCAACAAAAUCUGAAUCGCAAAGUAGGGAAACAAGAGUAAAAUCAGAUAAGAAUGAUCGACAUGAAAGUAGAAAGAGUUCUUUCAGUAAAGACCCUGAUAGUGGUAGGGAGUUGGAGGCCAUUAAGAGUAGGGGAGAGCAGAAGGGAGAUGAGAAUCAUAUGAGAGAGGAUGAGAGGCAUAGAAAACAAAAGAUAGAAGAUAGAAACAGCUCAAAAGAGAGAGAAAAAGCCAAGGAAUCUGAUUCAAGAAAAAGAUCCAGUCAUCAUGAUGCCAAGGAUGACAAGAAAGAUGCAGAUAGAUCUAACAGAGCUAGUGCCAAAGAAGAUGUUGGCAGAAAAAGAGAACGGACAAAAGAGGAAGACAGGUCAAGACAUAAACGUGGGAGUGACUCAAGCAGGCACAAGAGAAGAAGGUCCUCGUCCAUUAGCAGUAGAGGCAGGAAGAGCAAGGAUAACUCCAGUGAUCAUGCUAAUGAAUCAAGUGAUGAAACAUCAGAUGGUUCUAAAAGGAAGUCACGUUCAAGAAAACAACGAUCUUCACCUUCUCCUAUCAAGUCUAGAAGAAGACAAGUUUCGCGGUCACCACAUAGCAAGCAUUCUCAGCGCAGGCAUUCUCCCUACUCUUCUUCUGAGACUACCAGGGGAAGGAAGUCAAGGUCGAGGUCACCUGUUCGGCGAUAAAAGACGUUCGAAACAACGGGUUUCAUUUCGUUUAUACAGGUGCACAAGCAUAUAAGGACAUUUCCGUUCUGGGUUGAAAUCUGCAAUUCACUCGUAUCCAGCAACAAAUGGGAUGCAUGAUGAAGAGGAAGCCGAGAUAGGUAUGCCAUUAUAAUAUAUUUCGACGAUUACUGUAUCCGUUGCUCAUGAUUUCAAAAUAGUCCUACCAGUAAUCCGGUUCCCGAAUAUUUCUUUCUCAUCACCUUGUUCUCGAUUUAUUAUUUUCCCAGUCUGUUUAGCCAUAUAGGCCAUGUAAUGUGAUUUUUGUUGUAAGUUUUGUACCAUCUUCAUCUUUUUUCAGUUGCCCCACCCAGUAGCUUAGCUUUAUGUAAUUUCUCUCUUUGGUGUAUAAAAGAGACUUUUUCCUUUUAAUUCUAAAACCUAACCUAGCUGUUAUAUA